This is a messenger RNA of Talaromyces proteolyticus, 1133 nucleotides long. Its product is annotated as signal recognition particle, SRP19 subunit. The coding region runs from base 138 to 920 and encodes 260 amino acids. Gene Ontology annotation, cellular component: signal recognition particle, endoplasmic reticulum targeting. Lineage: Eukaryota; Fungi; Ascomycota; Eurotiomycetes; Eurotiales; Trichocomaceae. The transcript is spliced from 2 exons. The record is from RefSeq and is a predicted model, not a curated record. Gene Ontology annotation, molecular function: 7S RNA binding. Gene Ontology annotation, biological process: SRP-dependent cotranslational protein targeting to membrane, signal sequence recognition; SRP-dependent cotranslational protein targeting to membrane.
GGAUAUCUAUCCCCGCGACCCACUAAUUUUCCUCCCGCACAAUGAGCCAACGCCGCAUGCCGCUGUCUCUCGCUCCAUUUGCCCAGGAAGAAUUAAGAAUUGCAAAUUGCAUGGACUAUUAUUGACCGACAAUCACAAUGUCUCGCAGAGCCCAGGUAGAGGAAGUCUCCGACUCAGACCCCGAGGAGGUCGCGCCAUCCGACCCGCUCCCCCAAGACGACAUCAUCUCGCCCUCGAUCAUGCAUCCUUCCCCCGGAAUGGCCUCGCGACCUCCUCCCCAGGCUCCGCAGGACAUCCCCAAACACUUCCAUUGCCUCUACGCCGUUUACUUCGACAAGACGAGGACCCGCACCGAGGGCCGCCAGGUGUCCAGCAAGCUCGCUGUCGAGAACCCGCUCGCGCGGGAUAUUCUCGAUGCGUGUCAGCAGCUGGGGCUGCGGGUUGGCUUCGAGCCUGAAAAAUUACAUCCCAAGGACUGGGCGAAUCCAGGGCGCGUGCGGGUGAUGCUGAAAGACGAAGAUGGCAAUCUGCUCAACGAGCGCGUCAAGAAUAAACACCAUCUGCAAAUCCUAGUCGCGCAGUUCCUGCAAGCACACCCGACGACAGAGAAGUCACCGUAUCGACUACGCAUCCACGGUCUGCCGAUGCCAGACAAGUUGCCAGAUGCUCCCGCGGCUCCUCGAGGCUGGAAAAUCGGCAAGAUCCUGCCCAUCCACUCGCCAGCCUAUUCAGGCGGUGGCGUAAGCGAUAACCCGUUCAAAGAAGCGAUGGCCGAGAUGGAGAAAAUGGGAGGUAUGCCAGGCAUGCCUGGGGGUAUGCCCGGUCUUCCAGCUGGCAUGGCGAAUAUGAUGGGAAUGGGAGAGCCAUCCGGUGGAGGCGAGGCGAAGAAGAAAAAGGAAAAGAAGAAAAUCAAGGCCUGACAUGUUUCUUUAUUUCGAGAUUUCUUAUAUUCCCACGAUUGCAUGGCGGUCGGCGUUAUUCGGUUUAUGCUUGAUAAAAUGUGUGAGAUGCACUCCUGUAUGAACGAUUACAGCUCGAAUAUGAUAGAAACACAUCACCGGGACAAACAGUAGUACUAUUAAUUACUAUAUCCUUGUAUAUAUAUUUCAAAGAUGAAAGAUCAAUCAUUGACG